UUUUUUUUUGUCUAUUGCUUAUAAAGUUUUACGUUGUGUUUGUCUGAACAAUGGUGAGUUCCUCAAAGACGAUCUCUGUUUCACGUGCCUCAAAGAAGUCUCGAUCUCCUACACCCCCGAAGAAGAUUACUGUUAAGGUCAAGACCCAACAGGAUGGAGUAGAGGAUGUAUACAAAAUAAACUAUAGUACGCAGCUGAAGAAACUAAUGGAUGCAUGCUGCACCAAGAGAAACUUGGAAGGCACUGUCAGAUUCGUCUUCGGCCAGAAACAGCUCAAUCCACGAAGCACUCCUGCUCAGUUGAAGAUGAAAGAUGGCGACCUCAUUGAUAUUGUCACCGAUCAAGACGGUGCUUAAUCUCGCCGGAAUUUCUUGAUCAUUUCCCGACUUGCUCGCAGAACAAUGAAGUGAUUUUUAGGCUUUUUUUUUAAGAAAACAUUUUAACUAAUUAGAUGUUUAUUGUCUAAGACAUUUUGAGUUUCCGGUUUAAAGUUUGUUGUUGUUGCAUCUUAAAACUUUGAACAUCUUGCUGGGCUAAGUUCUCGAUCUACUUAAGAAACUUCAGCAGUUCUUGUUCCAGUCU
This is a messenger RNA of Eruca vesicaria subsp. sativa (arugula), 582 nucleotides long. Lineage: Eukaryota; Viridiplantae; Streptophyta; Magnoliopsida; Brassicales; Brassicaceae. The record is from the annotation of a GenBank genome assembly.